GGGGUGGAGAAAGGCCCCCAAAUGGUCUAAGCAGCAGAAGGGAUGGCCGGGGCUCAAGAGCUAUAAGUGGCCGUGUCAGGGUCUUCGCUGGAGUGUCUGCUAUGCUGUUCCCUGGGCUGCUGCUGCUGCUGCUGACCCUGCUGGUCAGUGCCCGCCUGCUGUGGGGCUGGUGGAAGCUCAGGAGCCUCCGCCUCCCGCCUUUUGCUCCAGGUUUCCUGCACCUGCUGCAGCCCAACCUCCCCAUCCAUCUGCUUGGCCUGACUCAGAAAUUCGGGCCUAUCUACAGGCUCCGCUUCGGCCUGCAAGAUGUGGUGGUGCUGAACUCCAAAAGAACCAUUGAGGAAGCCAUGGUCAGAAAGUGGGAGGACUUUGCUGGCAGACCUGAGACGCUUUCCUACAAACUGGUGUCUCAGGACUACCCAGACCUGUCACUAGGGGACUACUCCCUGCUCUGGAAGGCCCACAAGAAACUCACCCGUUCAGCCCUGCUGCUGGGCAUUCGCAACUCCCUGGAGCCCAUGGUGGAACAGCUGGCCCAGGAAUUCUGUGAGCGCAUGAGAGCCCAGGCCGGCGCCCCUGUGGCCAUCCAGAAGGAAUUUUCUCUCCUUACCUGCAGCAUCAUCUGUUACCUCACCUUUGGAGACAAGAUCAAGGAGGAUAACUUAGUACAUGCCUAUCAUGACUGUGUCCAGGAAGUGAUGGAUGCCUGGAACCACUGGUCGGUCCAAAUUGUGGAUGUAAUUCCCUUUCUCAGGUUUUUCCCCAAUCCAGGUCUCCAGAGGCUGAAGCAGAUCAUGGAGAAGAGGGACCGCAUGGUAGAAAAGCAGCUGAGGCAGCACAAGGACAGCCUGGUGACAGGCCACUGGAGGGACCUGAUGGACUACAUGCUCCAAGGAGUGGCACUGCCGGCAGUGGAAGAGGGCCCUGGACAGCUCCUAGAAGGGCAUGUACAUAUGGCUGUGGUGGACAUUCUCAUUGGUGGCACUGAGACCACAGCGACCACUCUCUCCUGGGCUGUAGCUUUCUUGCUUCACCACCCUGAGAUUCAGCAGCGACUGCAGGAAGAGCUAGACCGCGAACUGGGCCCCGAGGGCUCUGGCUCCCCAGUCUCCUACAAGGACCGUGGGCGGCUGCCCUUGCUCAACGCCACCAUCGCCGAGGUGCUGCGCCUGCGGCCUGUGGUGCCCUUGGCCUUGCCCCACCGCACCACGCGGCACAGCAGCAUCCUGGGCUAUGACAUCCCCGAGGGCACAAUCAUCAUCCCCAACCUCCAAGGCGCCCACCUGGACGAAACGGUCUGGGAGCAGCCGCACAAGUUCUGGCCCGACCGCUUCCUGGAGCCGGGCACGAGCCCCAGGGCGCUGGCCUUUGGCUGCGGAGCGCGCGUGUGCCUGGGCGAGCCGCUGGCGCGCCUGGAGCUCUUUGUGGUGCUGGCGCGGCUGCUGCAGGGCUUCACGCUGCUGCCGCUCGGGGGCGCCCUGCCCUCCCUGCAGCCCCAGCCCCACUUCGGCGUCAACCUCCUGAUGCAGCCUUUCGAGGUGCGGUUGCAGCCCCGAGGCGUGGGGGCCCGCGUCCUGGGCCAGCGCCAGUGACGGGCAGGACUGGUGCCAGCCGCGUGCCUCAGUUUCUCCUUUAUUGCUCCCGUGUAAACCCCUCCCCUCCCCCCUGUAAACAUGGUGCUGUGAGAUCGCUGGCAGAGAAGGCUUCCUCCGGCGGCCAACGGUGAUAACGGCCCCUGGUUCUUCUCUGGGGCGACCCCUCAGUGCUCAGCAGUCAUACUGGGGUGCGAGAGAGGUGGGCAGCAGCUCAGCCUCCCACCGCCAGGGACUGAAAGCUUCUUGGUCUCAGCUUCAUUUCCGUGAAGGGCAUCGAGAAAUCAAAGCCCUUCCAGUGGUACCAGCUCACUCCCUGGGAAGGGGGUUGUCAAGAGAGAGUCAAAGCUGGACUUCCCAUCUGCUCCCUGACCCACUCCCAGGCCCUCAGGAGGGGGUUUCCAGCACUCGACCAUCCUCCCCCUGCUCCCUUCCUCAACUGCAAAAUACUGACGCUCAAUCCUGAGUUCAAUUCAGCCAAUAAAUAAUCUCAAGAAAACUGCCAGGUUGGCAUUAUUAUUCCGUUUC
Carlito syrichta (Philippine tarsier) is the source of this 2120-nucleotide messenger RNA. It is a transcript of the gene CYP21A2, whose product is annotated as steroid 21-hydroxylase. Gene Ontology annotation, biological process: progesterone metabolic process; hormone biosynthetic process. Gene Ontology annotation, molecular function: iron ion binding; steroid 17-alpha-monooxygenase activity; heme binding. The coding region runs from base 102 to 1592 and encodes 496 amino acids. NCBI's taxonomy places the organism in Eukaryota, Metazoa, Chordata, Mammalia, Primates, Tarsiidae. The record is from RefSeq and is a predicted model, not a curated record. The transcript is spliced from 10 exons.